AUGUUACUGGAGAGGACAGACCUCCUUCUGAGUUUCAGAACCUGGGAGGGUCGGACUCCACUCAUGGCUGCGGCGGGGAACGGUCACCUCUCCGUAGUGCAGGCCUUGCUAGAGACGAGGCGGGUAAAUCCUGACCAGAGGGACUUCGGUGGUAUGACGGCGCUUGACUAUGCGUGUUUCGCGGGAUCUCCUUCCAUAGUGAAUUGUCUGCUUGGGACAGGAGGUGCCAAUCCUGCGCCAAGAGAUGGGCAUAUGACGACGCCUCUUUUGACAGCUGCUCGAUAUGGUAACCCUAACAUCGUGAAGCGACUGCUCGAGGACUCCCGUAUCAGUGCUGAUGCUGUGGACUCGAACGGGCAAACUCCUGUGAUGAGGGCCGCGAUUGAGGGCCAUGAGGCGUGCAUUGAAGUGCUAUUGCAGGUACCGUCGAUCGACAUCUACAAGCAAGACCGCAAGGGCCAAAGUGCACUCUCAUUAGCAGCGGAGCAUGGCCGAUCUGGGAUCGUGAAGCUGUUGCUGAAUCAU
Molecule: messenger RNA, 525 nt
Organism: Baudoinia panamericana UAMH 10762
Lineage: Eukaryota; Fungi; Ascomycota; Dothideomycetes; Mycosphaerellales; Teratosphaeriaceae
Exons: 1
Molecular function (GO): protein binding
Source: RefSeq, a predicted model, not a curated record